This is a messenger RNA of Lymnaea stagnalis (great pond snail), 387 nucleotides long. The record is from the annotation of a GenBank genome assembly. NCBI's taxonomy places the organism in Eukaryota, Metazoa, Mollusca, Gastropoda, Lymnaeidae.
GUGGAAAGAACUACGGGAGAUGUCAAAUUGUGUCACAUAUGUAAACCUAGAAACUCAGCGCUUCCUAAAGACACCAGCGUUGUAAAAGCAGAACCGUACAUCUGUCUGGCUCCAAGAGUUCUCAGGGGUCGCGUUUACGAGCCAGCGGAUGACAUUUACGCCUUCGGGCUCCUGCUCUGGGAACUGCUGUACCCGCAGGAACCACCGUAUAGCGAACAGCGGGGCUGGUCACUGGAGACCUUCAUUGAGAGAUGCAGUACCACGGAGAUGUUACAGAGUGAUCUCAUCAGAUUUGGGCCAUCUGAAGGGGUGUUUAAGAUAUUAUCAGGCUCUUUACAGUUUGAUAGAGAAAACUUGAUAGAGACGUCAGCAACCAUCUUGUGGUAA